Acinonyx jubatus (cheetah) is the source of this 6800-nucleotide messenger RNA. It is a transcript of the gene PPARD, whose product is annotated as peroxisome proliferator activated receptor delta. Lineage: Eukaryota; Metazoa; Chordata; Mammalia; Carnivora; Felidae. Gene Ontology annotation, biological process: cell differentiation; regulation of lipid metabolic process; negative regulation of transcription by RNA polymerase II. Gene Ontology annotation, molecular function: zinc ion binding; nuclear receptor activity; RNA polymerase II cis-regulatory region sequence-specific DNA binding. Bases 3619 to 4944 code for a protein of 441 amino acids. The record is from RefSeq and is a predicted model, not a curated record. The transcript is spliced from 7 exons. Gene Ontology annotation, cellular component: nucleus.
ACCUGCAGUUUGUUCUCUGUAUUGAGGAGUCUCUUAUGAGUUUCCCUCCCUCUCUGUUUGAAACUAUUUUUUCCCCUUCCCUUCCCGCAUGGUUAUCUGUUGUUUCUCAAGUUCCACAUAUGAGUGAAAACAUAUGAUAUCUGUCUCUUCUCUGCCUGACUUAUUUCACUUAGCAUAAUACCCUCCAGUUCCAUCCACGUUGUUGCAAAUGGCAGGAUUUCAUGCUUUCUCAUUGCCAAGCAGUAUUCCAUUGUAUAUAUAAACCACAUCUUCUUUAUCCAUUCAUCAGUUGAUGGACAUUUAGUCUCUUUCCAUAAUUUCGCUAUGUUGAAAGUGCUGCUAUAAACAUUGGGGUACCUGUGCCCCUAUGAGUCAGCACUCCUGUAUCCUUUGGGUAAAUUCCUAGUAGUGCUAUUGCUGGGUCAUAGGGUAAUUCUAUUUUUAAUUUUUUGAGGAACCUCCACACAGUUUUCCAGAGCAGCUGGACCAGUUUGCAUUCUAACAACAGUGCAAGAGGGUUCCCAUUUCUCCACAUCAUCGCCAGAAUCUGUUGUUUCCUGAGUUGUUAAUUUUAGCCAAUGAGUUGUGCUUUUGAUGUCACAUCUAAGAACUUCUUGCCCUACCCAAAGUCACGAAGAUUUUCUCCUGUGUUUUCUUCUACAAGUUCAUAGUUUUUUAUUUUAAACUUAGAUUUAGGAUUCAUUUCUAAACCCAUAAAAGGUGUAAAGCAUAGGUCAAGGUUCUUUUUUUGCAUUUGAGUUGUUUCAGUUGUUUCAUCCCCGUUUGUUGAGUUCUAUUGAAUUCCCAUUCACUUUUCUCACAAAUCAAUCGGUCAUAUCUGUGUGGGUCUAAAAUGAAAUUUUAAAAUACACAAAGCACGAAUUGCUCUUUCUUAUAGUCUUGAUCUUUGUUUCUGGACAAAUAUUGCAGGCGUAGAAAAAUUUCUUUCAUCUUGCAUGGAUGUUGGUUGAAUCGUUAAGCAUGUAUCCACAAGUAUCUUCAAGUUGGACAUUGAAGCACAUGUUCCUUCAUACAGGCUCAUUUCCUUUUUUAGUGAUGAAAAUACUUUGCAUGCCCCAAUUUUGAUUUAGUUAUUCCCCUUACUAAUUAAUAAUACUUUAUGAAUUCAGAUUUUAGAUCCGCUUCUGGUUUUGUGUCCUCGAAUUCCACAAUAUUCACAUCUUUUGUUUGUAUUUCUUCCAUGUCAAAUAGUCAAACACUGGAAAAUGUCAGUGAACGUUAUCGGGUAGUAUUUGGAUAACCGAACAUGUGUAUCUCCUAACAAAAUUAAGAGUACCACACAAAAUCAUGUGUCAAAAUUGCCAAUUUGUGCAUACUAUGUCUAUAAAUAUAUUAAUACAUAUUUGCAAGAAUGACUCCCCAUUCAUGGCAAACAGGGCCAUAAACAGACACUUAACAGCGUGGCAGUGACUACAAGCAAGGCUUGAUUAGGUUAUGACCGCUUCUCUCCUUUGCACUCUGUCAUGGUUCCCAGAUGUCAGCCUUAACCUUCAGCUGUGCCUGUUAGCUCCUUGCUCUUGCUUUGACUUGAAGUUGGUGGAUUCCUUCGAAACAGUAACAUCUCUAGAUUGAUUAUUCAGCUUUAAUUCUCACCAGAGGAUUAUCAUACUUUUUCCCAUUUUUCCCAGUUUCUCCAAUUGAUGUUUCUCAGGUUUGGGGAUUAAAUAAAACCGAUAUAUUUCCCAAGAAGUGUUGUAGAAGGAAAUCUUUUAUGGGAGUAUAGUCAAGAGUUCUCACAAGGCAGGACUUGACAAAAGGCAAUUAUUGUAGGGUUCUCUGGCGAGUAAGGUCCACUGAGUCUCGUCCAUUACGGUGUCUCGGGGGCCAGGGUGGGUGCAUGACCUGUGGAGAAUACUCGGUGAAAAGUUGCCGGCUCGGCGAACGAGUUUCCAACUAAUGGCUGUAUGAAAGCAGUGUGUGAACAGUUGUGGCUGAUGAUGGUGGUUCAGGUUGUAGAGUUUUUUUGUGGAAGAUGAGCUUAGAAAACUCUGAGAUCCCUGUUAUACUAAGGGAUGCCUUGAAUGACAGGGAAGCUUGGGUUUUUAUAUUCUGGACACUGGACAGAGAAUUGAACAUGAUACAACUGAGACUUUGUUGAGAGCCAUGGGGUGAGCUGAAGGCCGAAAAGCCUUUUUCUUCUCUGUCUUUUAUUUAAUAAAAGGUCAAAGCUGCAGGAAAGUGGAAAGAAUAGUGCAAUGAACAUGUAUAUUUCCUUCACGAAAAUUUACCAGUUGCAAAUAGUUUGCUACAUUUGUUUGACAUUGUGUCAUCAAUUGUCCACAUUCCAUACUUGUUGGGUUAUUUCCUUGCGAUUAGAAGCAAGUUACCACUUUUUGGUGAGAACCCGCAUAAGCAGUGAGUGCUUGCUGUUGCUUCACAACAGGAAGCAUGAUGGUCCCAGUUGGCCCCAGUAAAGGUGAUACUGACUUCAGUCACCUGGUUAAAUUGGUGUCUAUGAAGGCUGCUUUUGUGUAAAGCAGAGAAUUUUGGAAGGAACUUUUCACUGACUUGUUUCUCUGUCAGUUGUACCUGCUAUUGAGAAACAUUUUGGUGUAGUCAAAAAAAAAAAAAAAAAAAAAAAAAGCCCUGGAAGCCAGGAGACUGGGAUUUGAGACCAAGACCAAGCUCUACAGUCAUCUCUCCCCCAAACUAUAGACAAGUUACAUCAUCUCCCUGGGCUGAGCAGUUGUACAUAAAAGGAAAUAGAUACUCAGAGAGGUGAAGCAAUUUGCCCAAGGCCACUCAGCUAGGAUUCACCAGCUGUUCUGUUUGGGCCAAAGCCCUGCCCUUGCCCUGAGGUGGCCAGUCAUUAUUAUGGUGGCACCAAGCACUAGGAACUAAUGCUCAGAAUCAAGCAAAACACCAGCCCUUGUAGGAUCUGAGGCAAGAGGGAAGAGAGAGGUGGCUCUCUUGCCCAGUUUUCUCUCGUGCACACAUGGCCUAAAAAGACCCAGGCACCUCACUCAGGUGAGCUGGUACGCAGGCUGUUAGGCUGUCUUUGCCACCUUUGGAAUAAAUGGUUCCAUGUAGAUGUUACAAAGGUGAGCUACUGGCCCCAUUUCAGCCCCCAACUCCCCAGACAGGGAAGGCUUUAUGUACCUGGCCUUGGCUCAUGUUAGGAUCAGUGCCCAGAGUCCCCAAAUUGGCCCAUGAAUCCCAAGGGCAGUUUAGAUGGAUGGAGAAAGUACUGCCUCAGCCUGCCUGGGUUCCUGGGGGGAGGGAGGGAGGCAGGAAGGAUUAAUGGGGGAAAGGUGUGCAGAACCUUGCCAAGCAGGUCGCUGUGGGUGGGGAGUCACUGCCUGCGUGCUCUGGACGCCCUAGGAUUUGGGUGGAGGUUCUCAAGGAGGCAGCCAGAAAGGAAGGCUGUGGCAGUGACUCUGGAGUGCUCCAGGACUGCUCUGCCGGCCCUCUGUGCUGGCAGCCCACCAGCCCACCAACUGACGUCUGUCUUCCCAGUUAGCAGCUCUCUCCAAAGCAAGUAGCACCUGAGCUCUUGGCUGAUGGGAACUUCCCUGUAGAGGUCCAUCUGCGUCCAGACCCAGAUGAUGCCAGAGCUAUGACCGGGCCUGCAGGCGUGGCACCGAGGGGAAAUCAGCCAUGGAGCAGCCACCAGGGGAAGCCCCUGAGGUCCGGCAAGAGGAGGAGAAAAAGGAAGUGGCAGAGGCAGAAGGAGGCCCAGAACUCAACGGAGGACCAGAGCGCUCGCUUCCUUCCAGCAGCUAUACAGACCUCUCCCAGAGCUCCUCACCACCCUCGCUGCUGGACCAGUUGCAGAUGGGCUGUGACGGGGCCUCGUGUGGCAGCCUCAACAUGGAGUGCCGUGUGUGCGGGGACAAGGCAUCAGGCUUCCACUACGGUGUUCACGCAUGCGAGGGGUGCAAGGGCUUCUUCCGUCGGACGAUCCGCAUGAAGCUGGAAUAUGAGAAGUGUGAGCGGAUCUGCAAGAUCCAGAAGAAGAACCGCAACAAGUGCCAGUACUGUCGCUUCCAGAAAUGUGUAGCCCUGGGCAUGUCGCAUAAUGCCAUUCGCUUUGGCCGGAUGCCAGAGGCCGAGAAGAGGAAGCUGGUGGCAGGGCUGACAGCAAGCGAGGGGAAUCAGCACAACCCGCAGGUGGCCGACCUGAAGGCCUUCUCCAAGCACAUCUACAACGCCUACCUGAAAAACUUCAACAUGACCAAAAAGAAGGCCCGCGGCAUCCUCACCGGCAAGGCCAGUCACACGGCGCCCUUUGUGAUCCACGACAUCGAGACAUUGUGGCAAGCAGAGAAGGGCCUGGUGUGGAAGCAGCUGGUGAACGGCCUGCCACCCUACAAGGAGAUCAGCGUGCAUGUCUUCUACCGCUGCCAGUGCACCACAGUAGAGACUGUGCGUGAGCUCACCGAGUUCGCCAAGAGCAUACCCAGCUUCAGCAACCUCUUCCUCAACGACCAGGUGACACUUCUCAAGUAUGGUGUGCAUGAGGCCAUCUUUGCCAUGCUGGCCUCCAUUGUCAACAAGGACGGGUUGCUGGUGGCCAACGGCACUGGUUUUGUCACCCGUGAGUUCCUGCGAAGCCUCCGAAAGCCCUUCAGUGACAUCAUCGAGCCCAAGUUUGAGUUUGCUGUCAAGUUCAAUGCCCUGGAACUUGAUGACAGUGACCUGGCUCUCUUCAUUGCGGCCAUCAUUCUUUGUGGAGACCGGCCAGGCCUCAUAAACGUUCCCCAGGUGGAGGCCAUCCAGGACACCAUCCUGCGUGCCCUCGAGUUCCACCUGCAGGCCAACCACCCCUACGCCCAGUACCUCUUCCCCAAGCUGCUGCAGAAGAUGGCCGACCUGCGGCAGCUGGUCACCGAGCACGCCCAGAUGAUGCAGCGCAUCAAGAAGACCGAGACGGAGACCUCACUGCACCCGCUGCUCCAGGAGAUCUACAAGGACAUGUACUGAGGGUGUGCGCCUGGGGCCUCCAGGGGCAGGCGGACAGAGCAGGGAUAGGCACCACCCACGGGACUUUUCCGGAGAGCAGCCCUGAGCGCCGGCGCCGCUUGGCACCACGCCGCACCGGGAGCCGUGGAAUCCCAUCCUGCGCUCAGACACGCGGUCUCUCGCCCCUGCUCUGCUCCCUGCGCUCCCUUCUUCCUCGUGCUCGUGCUCGGUCUCAGUCCCUCUUUCUUCUCUAAUUUCCUUGCGCUCCCUCUCUUCCUUUCUCUCUGUAGGUUUGCCUCUUCCUCACUCCCUCCCUCCCCUUCCCCCCAUCCCUGUGUCUGUCCCUCCUUUUGUGAGACAGUUUGUGUUACUUCACCAGCAGCAUGAAACGGGUCCUCUGCCUUUGUUCGCCCCGUCCCCUGUCCCCCAAGGAGCGGGAGGAAUGGGCCUGCCCUCUGUACCAACAGUCACCUGCAAGGGUAGGGGCCUCACUUCUCCUGUCUUCACAGCAAAGGAUUUGGGCCAUCCAAAGAAACACUAAGUUCUCUGGGCCAGGCUUCCUGUGGAAGCCACGCAGGGCCUGGGCUGACUGCAGCAACAGCCCGAGUCACCGAGUCACUCCCCCAGACUAUCACCGCCCUCCCCUACCCAGCCAACCCCUCUCCAGCAGCACGUCCCAGCCCCACUGAUACCAAUGCCCUCUCUGUUCUUCUUUUCACCAGUCUUCCAGGUCAGUGUCACUGAUGGUCCCCUGCGCUGGCCGCUGGGGGACACCCCCAGCCUGGAAGGAGGUGGGCGUCCCUCCAGGUGGGACCCCCACUGAAGAGGAGCAAGCCUCGAGGGAGGCAGAGGUUGGCAGGGAAGGCAGCAGGCGGUGUACUUAAUUCUGACCCCAGGCCUUGGUGUCAUCGGCACCCACCCCCCCUACUCCCACUCUGCAGCAGCCACUGACCAUGACUCCUGUUUCUCCACUCAGUGCCAGGACCCGGCCUCAGAUGCAUCCAGGAGCCCAGCUGAAGCCCACGCCCCCACACACACACUCCCUGGGGCUGCCACUCCACACACACAAGCACUGACUCACUUUACCUGGUUCCACACCCUUUACCCUGCCCUCCCUUCCCUGAGACAGAUGGGCUAGAGGGGCCUACAGGCGGAUGGGCAGAGCUGGGCCAGAUCCCUUGGUGGCCAGGGGUCAGCUGAGCCAGCCCAGCACCUGCUCAUGUGUGACUGCUCAGUGUGACGUCCAUUCGUCCCAACAGUUCUGCCGCCCUCCCCUUCCCGUGUUUGGCCCUGCUGGUCACUGACCCUGUGCAGCUUCUGGUGACCAGAGACCUUGCCAGGCCCAGUCCCGCUCCUCCCACGUGAAGCACUAAGCCUGGGAAGAGGGGCUGAAGCCCAGCUUGGAUGCUGUGUCUGAGCAGGAAGGCCGAGAGCCCACCCAGGCUGCUUCUCCAGGAAAGAGACUGGCCUGGAAGGGCGAGGGACUUGGUGAGGGUCUAUGAGAAAGGUUGGGGAAGGCCUGAGGCCAGAGCCCAGGCUUCCUGGGUCCCGUCCAUCUGCCUCUGCCUUCCAUGCCCUGAGCUCAUUCUCUACUGACAAGAUACUUCCCUCUCCCACCCCCACCCUCGGCUGACCAAGGAUUGGGGUUGGGGUGCUCCCUUUGAGCCAGCGCUGUAAAGGGAGAGACGCUGUGCCUGACCCCCGGCCCCCACCCCCCACCCAGGUCUGGUGCUGAGGAUAUAGCUCUUCUCAGUGUCUGAACAAUCUCCAAAAUCGAAAUGUAUAUUUUUGCUAGGAGCCCCAGCUUCCUGUGUUUUUAAUAUAAAUAGUGUACACAGACUGACAGAACUUUAAAUAAAUGGGAAUUAAAUAUUUAA